This is a messenger RNA of Bombina bombina (fire-bellied toad), 4022 nucleotides long. RefSeq names its product islet cell autoantigen 1 (gene ICA1). The record is from RefSeq and is a predicted model, not a curated record. Lineage: Eukaryota; Metazoa; Chordata; Amphibia; Anura; Bombinatoridae. Gene Ontology annotation, biological process: regulation of transport. Gene Ontology annotation, molecular function: protein domain specific binding. Gene Ontology annotation, cellular component: Golgi apparatus.
UGAGCAGGAAGGAGGGGCGAGGAGGAGGGAGAUCCUGGUGCUUGGCUGACGUAGCAAGGGAUACACGGUUUUACAUCCCUCUUAUCAGCGGCCCUGACAGGGAACAGCUUCUGGAAAUCUGCAGCAACAGCAUUGGUUUCACCACAGGUGUUCAGAAUUGAAAUAUGGAUGGUCACAAUUAUCACUAUUCAAGAGAGUUUUAUGACCGAUAUGCACAAAACCAAGAUAAAUCUGUGCUAAAUAAAGUACAACAGAAAUACUGGAAAACGAAGCAGACAUUAAUCAAGGUUACUGGGAAGAAAGAAGAUGAACAUGUGGUUGCUUCUGAUUCAGAUUUAGAUGCCAAACUUGAGCUUUUUCAUUCAAUUCAGAGGACAUGCAUGGAGUUGCUGAAGGUGAUUGAACUGUAUCAAAAGCGGAUCUGUUACCUGUCACAAGAGGAAAAUGAAUUAGGAAAGUUUCUACGCUCCCAGGGAUCGCAGGAUAAAACAAGGGCUGGAAAAAUCAUGCAGGCAACAGGGAAGGCUCUCUGUUUCUCAUCUCAACAAAGGCUCGCUUUGAGAAGUCCUUUAUGUCGGCUUUAUCAAGAAGUGGAAACCUUUAGAUACAGAGCUAUCUCUGACUCCUGGUUGACUGUAAAUAGAAUGGAACAGGCUAGAACUGAAUAUCGAGGCGUUUUGCUCUGGAUGAAAGAUGUCUCCCAGGAACUGGACCCUGAUCUAUUCAAACAGAUGGAGAAGUUUAGAAAGGUGCAGGCACAAGUACGUCACACCAAAGCUUCCUUUGAUAGGUUGAAAACAGAUGUUUGUGAGAAAGUAGAUCUUCUUCGAGCCAGCAGAUGCAAUCUUUUAUCCCAUGUUUUGACCACAUACCAGACAACAUUACUUCAUUUUUGGGAGAAAACUUCACACACCAUGGCAGCUAUUCACGAAAGCUUCAAGGGUUAUCAGCCAUAUGAGUUCACCACGUUAAAGAGCUUACAGGAUCCGGUGGACAAAUUAAGUCGGCAGUCCAGGAAAAAAACAAAAGUUAAAGAGGAUUUAUCCAAAAAAUCAGAUGAUCAGUUAAUAUCAUUAGAUGAUGAACAACAGAAAAAUGAAUCUGAAUUACCAGGUGGUCUAGAUGAUUUGUUAGAUCUAAAACCAGAGGAAAAAAUGUUUUUUGAAGAAACUGUAUCUAAGGAGUCACCAAUGGACCCUUUUGAUCCCGAUACUGUAGAUAAAGAUGACAUGCAGCUGCUGAAUGAUAUUCUAAGUGCUGCAUCUCUUGAGGGUGGAGACCUCGGUAAAGAAUGGGCCGAUGUCUUUGGAGACCAGCUAUUCAGUGCUGCUCCUGUGAGUCCACCUUCUGGCAACAUAGAACAAAGUGAAGAUUCAUCAGCAAGUUACCUCCCAUCACAGCUUUUAGACCAAGAUAUGAACGAUCUGCAAUCUUCAUUUCAUGACUGGGCCGCCAACAGUGGGAUUCCUCCAUCAUCUCAGCCAGCGCCUGCAUCUAGUAGCCCCAAUACAAAUAUUAACAAGAUGCCUCAAAAAGAUGUUUCAAAAUCUAAGGAUCUAACUACUUGGUAUAAUCUCUUUGCUGACCUUGAUCCACUAUCUAAUCCUGAUGCUGUUGGGAAAACAGAUAAGGAACAUGAACUGCUCAAUGCCUAAAUAUGUCAUUUCAAAGAGGUUUACUUUAAAUAACAUUAAAAACAAACUUUCCAAAUGUGCCACUAAUAAUCUGUUAUUUCUUUCUAUACAAAAAAAUGUUUGUUUCUUUGACAUAUAAAUAUCUAUAUAACAUUCUUUUCUAAUGGCAAUGAGAGUCCACAAAAUCUAUUUAUAAUCUAUGUGAAUUACUUCACCAGGCCACCAGGAGGAGGCAAAGACACCCUAAACAAAGCAUUAAAUAUUUCUCUCACUUCCCCUUCCCACUCAGUAGUUCUUUGCCUCAUUUCAUGGAGGUUGGCAGGGAGAGGGGCUCUGCUGAAGAUUCAAGUUUUUUAUUGUCCUCAAUUGAUUGGUUUCUGCAAGAGAGGGCAGGGGAGUUGGUAAAGGCCAUGUAAUUCUCUUAGUAGAGUUUUGGUGUCUGUUAACCUCUGGUGGUCGCAGGGAAGUCCCCAUGCCUCCUCCAGGUGUCUGAGCUAUCCUCCCUUUACAGAUGAACAGUGUUAGUAACACUGAAUUUUCUCUGUAUUACAGGACCCAGACUAGUUGAAGACUUCUGGUUAAGUCCCCUUUCUCCCUUCACCUCCAAUGGCUUGUUGCCUAAAUAUAAGGGGCAGUGAACAACAUGAUUCAGGGAAAGGGACAACUGUUAUUUAAUUUUAAUUUGGGGAGGAAUCUUACAAAUAUAUAAGGGGAGACCUUUACCUCAAUCACUGGUAGGGCAGCGCAUCUGAAAAUUGUUGUCUCAACUCUCAAUAUUAAUUAAGAAAUUGUUCCGUCUCUUUGUCUCAAUCCUCCUCCUUCUAAGAAGAGGCUGUUACAUAAAUUGGAUGUGGUUAGAGCUUUGAAGUUCAAUCUUCAUGCUACCAAGGAGUUUAGUCAAUCUUUUUCCUUGUUUAUCCUGCAUUCUGGUAAGCGCAAAGGUCAGAAAACCACAUCUGCUACCCUAUCUUUCUGGCUUAGAUGAUUGAUUCCCAUGGCGUAUAUAGAAGCGGGUCAGCAUCCUCCAUCACAGAUUACAGCACAUUCUACUUGUGCUGUGUCUUUUUCCUGGGCCUUCAAGAAUGAGGCUUCAGUUGAAAAGAUUUGUAAGGCUGCUACUUGGUCCUCUCUGCAUACUUUCACAAAAUUUUACAGAUUCAAUGUUUUUGGCUCAGCAGAGGCUUCUUUUGGGCGAAAGGUUCUUUAAGCUGUGGUGCCUAGUACUUAGGACUUCCUUCCUUACCUUUAUCUCCCUAACAUUUCAUGGACUCCACAGCUUGGUUAUUGGUUUCCCAUAGGUUAUGAAUGGAUUUUGUGGACUCUCACUGCCAUUAGAAAGAAAACAUAAUUUAUGCUUCUUGGCAGUGAGAGUCCACGAACCCUCCCUGUAAUAAUGUAGUGGCGGCAGACUUUUGGCACCACUGUAUCCCUUUUUAUCUCUCUACUUUUCCCUUAUCCUCGGCUUGAACUACUGAGAGGGUAGUGGAAGUGUGAGGGAUAUGUAUUGCUUUGUUUGGGGUGUGUUUGCCUCCUCCUGGUGGCCAGGUGAAGUAAUUUCCAUAAUUUAAAAAUGGAUUUCAUGGACUCUCACUGCCAAGAAAGAAAAUAAUUUAUCAGGUAAGCAUAUGGUUUUAUAUGGUUUUAGAUCUAUUACUAUAUUUGCCAAAAUGUUUUGCCUAAAUUGUUUUAAGAGAGAUAUAAUUUGAAUCUAUUUUAAUAAAAUUCAUGAUAUUAAUGAAAUUGAUAUAAUUAGAAAGGUUUUCCAUCUUUUAAUGUGUUUGAAUGCAAAUUAUACAAUAUUUUCUUUUGUGAAAGCUUAUGCGUUAUAAAUUAGUUACAGGGGCUUAAUAACAUGCAGUUUCAAGUUAUUUUCGUAAGUAAUGUUUAAAAAUGUAUUUUACAAAGGAAGAAUAUGAAAACAAAUGCAUUUUAUUAUUAAAGGGACAUGCAACCCAAAUUUUUUAUUUCAUAAUUUACUUCUAUUAUCUAAUUUGCUUCAUUUUCUUGAUAUCAUUUGUUGAAAAGCAUAUCUAGAUAGGCUCAGUAGCUGCUGAUUGGUUGCUGCACAUAGAUGCCUCAAGUGAUUGGCUCACCCAUGUGCAUUGCUAUUUCUUCAACAAAGGAUAUCUAAAUAAUUAAGCAAAGUAGAUAAUAGAAGUAAAUUGGAAUGUUGUUUAAAAUGUUAUUCUCUAUCUGAAUCAUGAAAGAAGAAAAUUGGGUUUAGUGUCCCUUUAAUGUUCUAAAAACAUUUAGAUUUGCAAUGCACAAGCCAUCCAUAAAUAAAAUAACCAAGUAUUCAUUUCCUAGAGAUUAUUUUUUCAAUGCAUACUGCAAGAAAUGUCUGCUUGCCUGUUGUGUCAUUAAUUUAAUAAAACAGAUUUUCACAAA